AUGGGCUACCUCAUCAGCGCUGAGAUCCCAAAGGCCAAGCAAUGCAAGCAGAUUGUGUGCCUGAGCUGCGUCGACAAACUGCUCGGCAAGGUGACGGAGAACAUUGAUGGUCUGUCGAUCACGUUGAGCAUUCGAAAAGAUGGCGGCCAAGACACUGCUGUCCUACGGCGGGAGACACUGAGGAGUCCUUGGAGCCAGACCCUCGAGCUCACGGAUGAUGUGCUGAGCUUCCUCUGCCGGGAGAAUGCAACAACAGUGCCGGGGCGGAGGCCAGUCGCCACGGCGGCGUCCCAGGUCGGCAAGCGAGGCAUGGCAAAGGGGAUGCGGCCAAGGGCGAAAGGCGCUACGGAAGAAUCGAGCACCGAAAUCUGGGUGAAAGGCAAAGAGGGGCGGUUGAAGCUCAAUUUCCGAAAGAGCGACCGGAGGAUCAUGGGCUACCUCAUCAGCGCUGAGAUCCCAAAGGCCAAGCAAUGCAAGCAGAUUGUGUGCCUGAGCUGCGUCGACAGACUGCUCGGCAAGGUGACGGUGAGCAUUGAUGGUCUGUCGAUCACGUUGAGCAUUCGAAAAGAUGGCGGCCAAGACACUGCUGUCCUACGGCGGGAGACACUGGGGAGUCCUUGGAGCCAGACACUCGAGCUCACGGAUGAUGUGCUGAGCUUCCUCUGCCGGGAGAAUGCAACAACAGUGCCGGGGCAGAGGUCAGUCGCCACGGCGGCGUCCCAGGUCGGCAAGCGAGGCAUGGCAAAGGGGAUGCGGCCAAGGGCGAAAGGCGCUACGGAAGAAUCGAGCACCGAGGGGGCGGUGCUGGGCAUCAAGGCUCACGCGGUGCGCUACCUUGGGAUGAUGGUAUCUCCCGACGAGUCGGUUCGCGUCUUCCUACCAACGGGGUCGGCGUCCCCUCCGCUUAGGCUGUACAUGUCAGCGUGGGAUCACAACGGUGAGGGCCGACCAAAGAAGUUGGGGAAGCCGGACAAGAUGCACGCGCUGCCGGAGAUUGUUUGGUUGGACACGCUUGGCGAGCUCUGCUGCUCGUGCGACCGGGGGCGGCUGAUGGAGGACGCGCCGUGCGUGCACAAGCUGGCAAUGGCGGCCAUCAGCGAGAGCUGGGCCUUGACGGCGGAGCUGCCUACCCACGAGUCGCUCGGCAGAGGAGCAAGGGUUGAGCGGGUUGGAGCGGACGCGACGGGGAGCUACUUUGCGGUUGCCGACAACCUCCAAGGGCCGCCUGGCCCCCGGAGGCGCAUGCUGUUCCGCAGAAGCAAGGGAGCUUGGUAUUGCGAGGGCAAGCGCGAAGGGUGCCCAAGCCUCAUGGACUGCUCACACGUCUCGGCAGCUAAAGCGGCUCUAAGGUUGGAUUAG
Molecule: messenger RNA, 1359 nt
Organism: Klebsormidium nitens
Lineage: Eukaryota; Viridiplantae; Streptophyta; Klebsormidiophyceae; Klebsormidiales; Klebsormidiaceae
Source: the annotation of a GenBank genome assembly